This is a messenger RNA of Acaulospora morrowiae, 3399 nucleotides long. The record is from the annotation of a GenBank genome assembly. Lineage: Eukaryota; Fungi; Glomeromycota; Glomeromycetes; Diversisporales; Acaulosporaceae.
AUGGCUCAAAUUUAUUACAAGUUUAAAAGUGCUAAAGAUUACGACACACUCACCUUUGACGGAUUAGGAAUCACUGUGUUUGAUGCAAAAAAAGAGAUUUUAACCGCUAAGAAAUUAAAAGGAAAUGACUUCGACAUCGUAAUAUCCCACGCCGAAUCCGGUGAAGAUUACCUGGAAGAUACGGCGACCAUUCCAAGAAACACGCCCAUUGUGGUUCGUCGAGUUCCAACCAAACCAGGAAAAGGUACUGCACAGCGCUAUCUAGAGGGAGGGGGUCCGGCUUCACAGAGGAACUUUCCUGUAAAUAGUCGAGGUGGUGCAGGACCCACCAAUGGAUCGAUGACAAAAACAUUUGAUCCAUCAAAGCAACCCCAACAGGCUUCACGAUCUACUCCAACUCCGGUUACUUCCCAUGGUAUGAACGAAGAACAAACAGAAGAAGAUAAAAUUGCAGCAAUGUUCGCACAAUCAACCGAAUUUUGGGAGAGAACUCAAGAACAGAUGGCUUCUAAACCCGUCAUGCGAAGGGCUCCUCCUGUCCGCCCACCCCUGAAACCAGUGAUUCAGAAAGCUCUACCACCUAAUUAUGUGUGCUACAGGUGCGGUCAAAAAGGACAUUGGAUUCAAGCUUGUCCCACAAACGGGGAUAGAUCUUUUGAUCACAUGAAAGUAAGGAAGACGACAGGAAUACCGAGAAGUUUUUUGCAAAAAGUUGAGCAAGUGCCACCAGGGAAAGGUGUUCUUGUGACACAAGACGGAAAUCUGGUAAUAGCACAGGCUAACGAUGCUGCGUGGCAAAAGAUCCAUGCCCGUCAGAAAGCAUACGUGACCUCCAACGAGGUUCUUGAAGACACGCUUCCAAUCCCGGCUGAACUUCAAUGCAUGUUAUGCAAUCGACUACUCAAAGAAGCUGUUAUAACGCCGUGUUGUCAGGCUUCAUUUUGUGAUGAAUGCAUUCGUCACGCUCUGAUCGAACCCGAACAAGAAGAUCAGCAUUUCAAGUGUCCAAACUGUCGAUCGAAUUUGGUUCCCGAUGAGCUUGUGCCAAACAAAUCAGCAAGGGAAGCAGUGGAAGAUCAUUUGAGAGAUUGGGCUAGACGUAGGAAUGAACAUACUGUUACUAAAACUAAUGUUGAAGAUGAGGGAAGUGUUAUUGAAGAGAUCAUGGUUGAUAAUAGCAAUAAUAUUGAUAUUUCCGAGGAAAAGGAAACGGUUGAAUCAUUAAACAGUGAAACCACGAUAAAAAUGGAAGACAAAGAGAAAAGCAUGAGUGAUAUAACAGAAACAUUGGUUGGCGGCGCCGAAGAUGCUGGUCAAUCUUCUCAAAGUCACAAGUCAAAAAUAGAAUCGAGCAAUAAGACAGAUUUACCAAGAAAGCCAACCCACGAUAUGCCAUCACAGACACAAUCGACUUCACAGCAAUCGCAAAUAUCACACACAUCACAAUCAUCGCAACCUCAACACUUUCAGCAAUCGCAACAAAUGCAAAAUCAACGACAGCAUCAAUAUUCUAAUGCUCCCGGAAAAUCAUUCAAUCAAAACCCAAUAUCCUCACAGGGAUACGGUCAAUUUGGAUACUAUAACGAUUAUGGACUUGGUUAUGAUCAAGGUCAAGGUUACUGGUACGAUGAAGGUGUUUAUCCCCAAAUGAACAUGAACAUGAUGAACGGGCCGGGCUAUUAUGAUCCGGGCUAUUUCGAUGGAUUUUAUCCUUCAGAGCCAUUCCCUUCUCAACCACAAUUCAUGCCACACUUUAGACCUCCAAUGUAUGACGAUUUCUGGGACAACAGACCGGUAAUGCAACCACAGGGUAACUUUACACCAUAUAACAUGGGGGGAGUAUCUGGAAUGCCGGCAUUCAGAGGUGGUUUUCAACGUGGCUUUUCGCGAGGCGGUUUCCAAAAUCGUGCACGUGGUCGCGGGAGGGGCACAUUUUUUAAUGACCGUACAUUUCCGGGUGGGCGCGGAGGUGGCGAUUUCAGGCGCGAUGCAAGUGCGUCUCCAUCAACUGGAAGGCGAGAAAUUUCAGAAAGGCCUGAAUUUCGUGAUGAUGAGCCUAAAUAUGAUGAUGAACGACUUGUUGACGAUUUUGGUCGCGACAUGGCACGCCGCAAAUCAUCCGUUUCUCGUAAUUCAGUGGAUAAAGAUGAUAUUCGAGAUAAACAGUCUCCCGUUUCCGAGCAUGAUAGACGUGAUAGAGACGUGAUACAAGACGAAGAUAUGGAAAGUCGAAGACCCAGAGAGAAAGCACCGACUCGUAGUAGAAGCAAGGAACGUUCUCGAAGGAGUAGAAGCAGAUCUCAUCACCGUUCAUCCAGGCGGCAUCGUGAAGAUUCGCGUCACAGCAGAUCACCCUCAAGGAAUGAUCGUUCGUCAUUAGAUAUUCGUCGUAAGUCAUCAAUUUCUUCAAGGCGUCGUAGUCGAAGUCGGGAGGUUGUAGAUAGGAAAGACGAACGUCUUUAUUCUGAUGACCGUCGAUACUCAGAUGAUAGGCGAUAUUACGAUGAUCGCCGUUACUCUGCAUCUGACAAAAGGGAUGAUAGGCGUGAUUCAAAUAUUUCCGAGAGGAGAGACGACAGGCAUGAUUCUGGAUUGUCUGACAGAAGAGAUAAGCGUGAUUCGGCGUUACCAGAAAGAAGGGAUGAUAGGCGGGACUCCGCUUUGUCGGAUAGAAGGGAUGAUCGGCGUGAUUCAACUAGUGAUAGGCGGGACGACCGCCGUGGUUCGUACGGUUCGCGAUACGAGAAACGCGAUACUAUCGGUGAAAAAAAAGAUAAUCGACGAGUCUCGAUGGAUGAUAGGAAGGAAGAGGUUCGCAAUCAAUCGUCGUCCAACGAUUUUUUUGACGAUCGAUUGUCCAAAAAUCUAUCAAGAACGCCUUCUGUUACGAAGUCAACGCAUGAAGAAAAUGGAAAAGAGUAUCAUAAUUCAGAUGUUGAUGUGCAAGACGAUAGAAUCAGUCCAUCCGUAUAUGCAGAACAACUUUCUGAUGACGAUGAUACGCCGCUACUUGAUGAUGAAAUAUCCCCGACGAACGAUGAUAGGCCUUCUACCCCUCCGUCUCCUGAAAAGUAUACACCCUCUUCAUCACCUGAAAAACGGCGUCAUUCAUCAUCACACAAGCACCGUAGUAAUAAAUCCUAUCACCGAUUACAUCGACGUGAGUCUCUCGAGAAGGAUGAUCACGACAGAAGGACCUCCCGUUCCAAAUAUAUAAGUAAUUCAAAGGAAGAACUUCGCAGCAGUAGUCGUAAACACAAAAAACAUCAUUCGUCACGUCAUCAUAACAGACGUCGCCACAGCAGGUCCAAAGAUGGGGAGAAUAAGCGUAGGUACAAGGAGAGUCCUGAAACAUAUCGACAUCGCAGCAAGUCAAGAGAAAGAGAUGAUCACAGAUGA